Molecule: messenger RNA, 2767 nt
Organism: Acanthaster planci (crown-of-thorns starfish)
Lineage: Eukaryota; Metazoa; Echinodermata; Asteroidea; Valvatida; Acanthasteridae
Biological process (GO): signal transduction; protein phosphorylation
Cellular component (GO): cytoplasm
Molecular function (GO): protein serine/threonine kinase activity; ATP binding; protein binding
Source: RefSeq, a predicted model, not a curated record
UUGCAUUGUACUGAAGUAUAACAGUAAAAAAUUGAAGGAUAAACGGCACCGUGACAAAACAGUUGCGCUAAUCUGAGCCAGAGAGUAGCGGAUGAGUGCUGACCAUUAAAAGACAGUCUCACGAGAUUUGAUAGGCCGCAGGAUUUUGGAGUUUGGAUAAACAAGGAGAUACUUUAGCAGAAAUGAUGGCAGGUGUCAAGAUGGAUGAUGUCGAUGAACCGCAAAGAGAUGUCAGGGCAAAUCAAGUCCUGAGUGACAAGACUUUGCGCAAAAUUUCCGAAAGACUCGGCUCUGAUUGGCAAAAGUUGGCUUCCUUCCUGGGCUUUACUGCGCCUGAGAUCUCCAACUUCAAGACCGACAGUCAAGGCCAGACAGAGAUUCAGAUCUUCAAUAUGCUCGUAAAAUGGAGACAGCGGCAGUCAUCGAGAAGUGACCAAUCCAGAACGCUGGGCAAGGAGUUGCAAGAAAUCAGGAGACUUGAUAUUAUCCAGCAGUUCAAUCUGUUGCCAGACUUAGAAAGUCAUACCAAAGAUAGUGACAGUGGUGCUGCAAAAGUCAUCAAUGAGCCACGGCUCUCUGAGUGCGACGAAGACAUUUUGGAAACAGACGCGAUUUUCACAAAAGAUCCAAGUGCAGGCGGCUACAAUGAAAUCAAUGUGUCUGACAUCAAAACUGAAACGCAAAUUAGUCCCCCAGACAGCCGAAGUAAAGUAUACAAGGCUGUUUGGAACUCCCCGUCAGGUCCGGUCGAGGUUGCCGCAAAGUACUGUUUGAAUUACAAAGAGGAAGAACUCCUCAUUCUGUCCAAGUUGAAACACAGACACAUUGUCCGGUUGAUGGGAAUCGGCAAACUACAGUGUCCACCGGACAUGUGUGUUAUAGUGACACAAUACGCCGAGAAGGGCUCGCUGUACGCUUUUAUAGAAAAACAUCGAAGCUGUUGGUCGGAGGUCAAAAGGUUUUACUGGUUGAAGUGGGCUCUUGAGGGCGCUCGAGGCCUGGGAUACCUCCAUUGCAUGCAUUACCUGCAUGGUGACGUUAAGUCGCCCAAUUUCGUCAUCACGGAGGAUGACACGCUGAAGAUAUGCGACUUCGGAUCCGCGCGGAAAAUCAUUAAUACGGUCAGCACCGUCGGUGUCCGGGGUUCCUGGCCCUGGAUGGCACCCGAGGCCAUGGGAAACCAAGGAGAGUCGUCGAUGAAACCCAAGGUCACAGCCAAGUCAGACGUGUUCUCCUUUGCGGUGGUCAUUUGGGAACUCCUCACUGGUCAAGUUCCCUUCUCCGGCCUGCAACAGCUUGAGAUCUUCGAAACGGUGUAUCGGAAAAAGGGUCGCCUUAAGCUCCCAAAAGAUUGUCCCAAGCACCUGUGCGACCUCCUGAAUCGAUGCUGGAACCAGGACUAUCAAAAACGACCCGACAUGAACGAAGUACAGGUUGCACUGGAAGGUAACAUGGGUCAGGAACGAUCGCCGGACCAACGAUCUGUCAGUUACCAAGCGCCGGCACCAAACAAAGAACCGAGGGUGACUGCCAUCUUGAAGCGGUUGGCUAGCUCGUCGAGUGGAGGGUACGCCGACUCGACACCACUGAGUAAGCUUCGCGGUAUAGCAAUCUCUGAGGACGGUCAGAUAGCGGUGACGGAUUCGUCCUCCAAGCAAGUGGCAAUCUACUAUGGAAUGGACCUACAAACUGUUGCAAGUACCCUCAAGAUAGAAGCAAAUGAUGUUGCUGCCCUACGUCAUUCCUGGGUAGUUGUGCACCCCUACAAGGUUUGUGUGUACAGAAUGGAGGAUGGCAAGCUUGUCCGUGAGUUUGAAACAGAAGGAGAUCGGUCAAAGGUACUGAGCAGCGUCGGGGUAAGAAAAUCUGGCAACAUUGUAAUUGGUGACACCAGGAACUUUAUGUUGAUUGAGUACAAUCCAGCUAAAAACUUUAGACCCGUCCGGUCCAUACGCGUAGACUUGGAGCCCCACUACUUGGCAGUCGACAGCCAGGACAGACUCGUGAUCAGCGGCUGCUUGCAAGCAAGAGUCGACGUGCGCACCGACUUACGCCGGGCGUUUACCAUCCGACCGACAGUCGACGACCGACCCGUGCGAAGCUGCAGUGGCGUGUGCUGUGACGGAACGGGAAUUUACCUCGCUGUCGAAGUCGGAGACGUAGGCACGGGUCACAUCCUGAUCUACAACCAGUUUGGGAAGUACAUCCGGAAGGUGUCAACAAAUCUGACACGCCCUCGUGGGUUGGCGUUGACAGCUGAUGGGAAGAAGCUUGCAGUGGCUGACAACCAUGUGGUGAAGACCUUUCAGAUUAAUAAUUCGUGACAGUGUUGUAAUUGAGACUAUCACAAGACCAGAUUGACACGAAAAAAUAUCAAUUCAGGACCAAAACGAUACCAACCCAGAUCGACAUAAGACAAAAAAGACACAAAAACACUAGAUCGACACAUGACAGACAAGACCUUUCAAGAGAUAUUAAAUUUACAUGACAGUGACACAUUAGUAAUAGGUUAAGAGCGUGACACAUGAACAUUCAGACCAGAGCGCAUUCAAAUUGCUUGUGUCUUAAAUUCAGACCACAGGUCUUUUAUUGUUAAUCUUCUGAUGGUCUUGUUGGGUUGAGGGGUCUUGUGAUGGUUACAAUAGGUCUUGGCUUUAGUAGCAAACGCGACCACAAAACAAAACAAAAUUUGAAAGAAUUAAGAAGAUUGAUGUGGUUCUGAGUUUAUCUGUAAAUAUAAAAAAAAAUCAAUUCAUUGGGAACACUU